CACCCACGGUCCACUGGAUACCCUUCCACGUCCCCAAGACUCAAUGGACACUGGGCAUGGUGAGGGCUCGUCCAUUGAGGGGUUUCCGCUCAUCCUGAGGCCUCAGUCUCUUGCAAGCCGUGGGUCAAACGGAUCAUGAGAGGGGUUCUAGUCCUUCACUGCCCGUCUACAUAAGGACAGAUAUUUGCCCGCCGUUGCUGCUCACAUCAUCAUCCUCCCCCAGGCCCACCUUCAAAAGAACAAUCUACCUUGACACUCACUUCCUUUGUUAGACUUCCCAUUUGAACACACAUACAAACACUCUCUCAGACCGAAACUCCAUCAUGUCUGCCCCCAAGAUCCCCACCGAGCAAUGGGCUCAGGUCAUCGAAAAGACCGGCGGUCCUCUGCAAUACAAGAAGAUCCCAGUCGCCAAACCGGGUCCCGAGGAAGUCCUCGUCAACAUCAAAUACUCUGGCGUCUGCCACACCGAUCUCCACGCAGUCAACGGCGACUGGCCCAUCCCCACCAAGCUACCGCUCGUCGGUGGCCACGAGGGUGCCGGUAUCGUCGUGGCUCGUGGUGAGCUCGUCACCGACGAAAUCUGCAAGAUCGGCGCGGCCGUUGGUGUCAAGUGGCUCAACGACUCCUGCCUGUCCUGCACAUUCUGCCAGCAAUCCGACGAACCCCUCUGCCUCACCCCCAAGCUGUCCGGCUACACCGUCGACGGUUCCUUUCAGCAAUACUGCAUCGCCUCCGCACGGCACGUGGCCCACAUCCCCGAAGGUGUUCCUCUCGACGAGAUCUCCCCGGUCCUCUGCGCCGGUAUCACCGUCUACAAGGGAUUGAAAGAGUCGGGGGCCCGACCAGGCCAGACAGUCGCCAUCGUCGGUGCCGGUGGCGGGUUGGGCUCGCUUGCACAACAAUACGCCAAAGCUAUGGGCCUGCACACCAUUGCCAUCGAUACUGGCGAUGACAAGAAGGAGCUCUGCAAACAGAUGGGAUCCAACACUUUCAUCGACUUCGCCAAGUCCAGCGACGUGAUCAAGGAUGUCAAGGCCGCCACCAAGGAUGGUCUUGGCCCUCACGCCGUCAUCCUCGUCGCUGUCAGCGAGAAGCCGUUCCAGCAAGCCGCCGAAUACGUCCGCCCCCGAGGCACCGUCGUUGUCAUCGGUCUGCCCGCCAAGGCCUACAUCAGAGCACCAGUCUUCGAGUCGGUGUUGAAGAUGAUCAGAAUCCAAGCCUCAUAUGUCGGCAAUAGACAAGACAGCGAGGAGGCUUUGGACUUCUUCGCCCGUGGCCUGAUCAAGGUGCCUUUCAAGACGGUCGAGUUGAAGGAUCUUCCCAAGGUGUACGAAAUGAUGCACGCAGGCCAGAUCGCUGGACGAUAUGUGCUGAAGAUGCCAGACGCGGAGUAAAUUGUUGCUUGAGAGACAACCCGCAGCAGCGAGGGAAGUCGGAGGAGUUUGUCUUUGAAGGUAGAUGAAAAGUAUCAUGACCCGGGCUCGAGAUGAUGGGGUCCAAACGGACCGGAAUGGAAACGACUUGCGUAGCAAUGUAUAGCUAAAUCCAGAUUUAUGACAAACACGAAGUAA
Molecule: messenger RNA, 1574 nt
Organism: Exophiala xenobiotica
Lineage: Eukaryota; Fungi; Ascomycota; Eurotiomycetes; Chaetothyriales; Herpotrichiellaceae
Product: alcohol dehydrogenase 1
Exons: 2
Coding region: 324-1397 (357 amino acids)
Molecular function (GO): oxidoreductase activity; zinc ion binding
Source: RefSeq, a predicted model, not a curated record